GCCGCGCCGCUCUCUGGGCCGGCGCCCGGGUCCGUCCGCAAUUCGCUCCCCGGCGCCGCGCCGUCCGGCUCCCCCGGAAACUGGACCCGCAGCCUCGACGUUCCGUGCCAGCGUCCCGCCGCCGGGGCCCCGGGGCGCCAUGGAGGCGGCGGCCGAGGAGUCCACGCCGGUCGGCCGCGGCUCGGGCUCCGUGUCGGCGGAGGAGACCGAGAAGUGGAUGGAGGAGGCCAUGCAGAUGGCCAAAGAAGCCCUAGAAAAUAUUGAAGUUCCUGUUGGCUGCCUUAUGGUCUACAACAAUGAAGUUGUGGGGAAGGGAAGAAAUGAAGUUAAUCAGACCAAAAAUGCUACGCGACACGCGGAGAUGGUGGCCAUCGACCAGGCCCUGGCCUGGUGUCGCGGGCGCGGCAGGUGUCCGGCCGAGGUCUUCGAGCGUGCCGUGCUGUACGUCACCGUGGAGCCGUGCGUCAUGUGCGCGGCCGCGCUCCGCCUCAUGAAAAUUCCACUGGUUGUAUAUGGCUGUCAGAAUGAACGAUUUGGUGGUUGUGGCUCUGUUCUAAACAUUGCCUCUGCUGACUUACCGAAUACUGGGAGACCGUUUCAGUGUGUUCCUGGGUAUCGGGCCGAGGAAGCAGUGGAGAUGUUAAAGACCUUCUACAAACAGGAAAAUCCAAAUGCACCAAAAUCAAAGGUUCGGAAAAAAGAAUGUCAGAAAUCCUGAACUUGUUCUAAUGAAAGGCUAAUGCCUCUGGAUGAAAUUCUUGGACUGAAAGCUGUUGACAUCAUUGAAUCAUAUGUUUCUAUAUUGUCCUUAACCGGCGGGAAGAUGGUCUCUCAUCAUUUGCCCUGUUAAGGGAACAAAUUAGCACUUUUUAAAAAGUCUGACAAUUUUAAACAACUAUUAGCUUUUCCACAAGCUGAAAACAUUUUAAGAAGGGGAAAAAUUUGGGGCCGGCCCUGUGGCCAAGUGGUUAAAUUCACUUGCUUUGCUUCAGUGGCCCGGGGUUUCCCAGUUUGGAUCCUGGGCGUGGACAUGGCA
Messenger RNA from Equus quagga, 1036 nucleotides. It is a transcript of the gene ADAT2, whose product is annotated as adenosine deaminase tRNA specific 2. The transcript is spliced from 6 exons. The coding region runs from base 140 to 718 and encodes 192 amino acids. NCBI's taxonomy places the organism in Eukaryota, Metazoa, Chordata, Mammalia, Perissodactyla, Equidae. The record is from RefSeq and is a predicted model, not a curated record. Gene Ontology annotation, molecular function: zinc ion binding; tRNA-specific adenosine-34 deaminase activity. Gene Ontology annotation, cellular component: nucleus; cytoplasm. Gene Ontology annotation, biological process: tRNA wobble adenosine to inosine editing.